Molecule: messenger RNA, 1194 nt
Organism: Chara braunii
Lineage: Eukaryota; Viridiplantae; Streptophyta; Charophyceae; Charales; Characeae
Source: the annotation of a GenBank genome assembly
UGUAAGCUGCUGCGAUCUACUUGCGAACGACACGCCAACAUGUUGUCCGUUUACUAUGCUGUGGGGGGCAAUGGCAGCAGGUGGUGCCACGUGUCCCUCGACGCUGGGGCCAGCAGGUGUUGCAAUGAAGGAGGAGCAGGGGGGGGCCCGUGCAUCGAGCCGCUCCGGACGGCAUGCCACGUGUCGCGCCGAAGAAGCGGCCACGUGGCGAUAUCAGCCGUUGGUCGGGAUGAUUCCGGUGAUCGGUUCUCUCGCGUGAGGGCGGGAGUCGUUGAAAGAUCGGCGCGCUUUGUGACCUCUUGUCUUUCAUCAGAGGUCGGGCUGCCGACGACCUAUCCUGGAUCACGAAGAGCGCGGUCGGCGACCGCGGCCGGUAAGUGGACGACCGAUAACAAUGCCCGAGGAAGUGCAGAGGUGACCACGUGGCCAAUUACGCGCCACGUGGCAGUUCCCUCUUCUUCUUCUUCUUCUUCUUCUUCUUCUUCUUCCUCUCCUCGAGCUUGCCGUCAGCCUCUGCUACCCCUUUUGCAGCAACCUCGGCGUUCUUGUUCCUCUUCGGUUUAUAGUGAGCCGAAGAAGCCUACGGCCGUCGGUCUCUCGUCGGGGUCGCAAUGGCGAUGUCCUGCGGUCUUCAGCCCCGCCGCCACGUGGCGCGCGCCUUGCCACUGGAUUGCGCGCGGGGGGCGUGUGGAUUGCUGCCCAUUCGUGGGUCCCGACCGCGGAGAUCGGUCGCUGACGGGGACAGGGUAUGGCACGAGCUCCGCACGUGGCGCUGACGCCACGUGCGCUGGCGAACGGGAUCGGGAUGCCUCUUGGGGAGGGGGGUUCGUGGACGGCUUCCAGGGGCCAACGGCCCCUCGAUCGAAGGUCAUAGAUGACGUGGAGGCGGCGGAGACUGGCAACGAAGGGGAAUCAGACGUCAUCUUUCUGGGCACGGGUACAAGCGAGGGAGUGCCACGUGUCAGCUGCCUGACGAACCCCGAUGCUAAAUGCCCUGACUCUAGGAAGUACUGCAGUGGUUUGACAGAAAAGGGGAUGGACAUUUCACCAGCCUGCAAACGAUGUGGCAGUCGGCAGUCGGCAGGAGGAGUCUCCGAUACAUUGAGUCAUUGAGUAAUGGGAGUGUCCUGCACUGCAUCCCUCCGCAUGUGGAGAUGGUGGAAAGAACAUUGGCAGGGAAUCGCACCAGAGUUC